Messenger RNA from Daphnia pulex (common water flea), 2310 nucleotides. RefSeq names its product protein ERGIC-53-like (gene ergic53). The record is from RefSeq and is a predicted model, not a curated record. The transcript has 12 exons. Lineage: Eukaryota; Metazoa; Arthropoda; Branchiopoda; Diplostraca; Daphniidae. Bases 210 to 1742 code for a protein of 510 amino acids. Gene Ontology annotation, molecular function: D-mannose binding. Gene Ontology annotation, cellular component: COPII-coated ER to Golgi transport vesicle; endoplasmic reticulum-Golgi intermediate compartment; Golgi membrane. Gene Ontology annotation, biological process: Golgi organization; endoplasmic reticulum to Golgi vesicle-mediated transport; endoplasmic reticulum organization.
UUCUAGCAGCGCGAAUGCGAGAAGUUCUAAUUUAUAUCGUUUUAUAUAAUAAUUCACUAAUAUUUAAUUUUGGCUGCCAAAAAAUUGAUUCCAAUAUAUUUUUCAUACUCAAAUUUCUUCGUUACUCCGGUAGAUACCUGUCAUUUCGAAGUGUCUUUUCGGCGAUCCCGUCUUGAUCUUCUUGGGGAUCUCUCUUACCGAGUUCCAACAUGGCACUGCCGGCCAGAUGGAAACUACUUGUUGGUUUAGCUGUUGUAUUUUUGUUUAAUAGUAUCAACGCUCAAAAUCCAUUCCGGAGCUUUCAGUACAAGUACAGUUUUAAGCCACCUUACUUGGCGCAAAAAGAUGGAAGUGUUCCGUUUUGGGAAUACUCAGGAAAUGCCAUUGCCAAUGAAGAAAUGGUCCGAAUCACUCCAUCUCUCAGAAGUCAAAAAGGCCAAAUUUGGACUAGAACGCCAACUGAUUUUGAAUGGUGGGAGGUUGAGUUGGUGUUUAGAGUAACUGGUCGUGGAAGAAUUGGAGCUGAUGGCUUGGCUUUGUGGUAUACAGAGAGCAAAGGUGUUGAGGGGCCUGUGUUUGGUUCCAAUGAUAACUGGAACGGUCUGGGUCUUUUCUUUGACUCCUUUGAUAAUGACAACAAACACAACAAUCCCUUUAUCAUGGCAAUGACAAAUGAUGGAUCUCAAUCCUAUUCUCAUCAGCUGGAUGGUUCUACGCAACAGUUAGCCGGUUGUUUGAGAGAUUUCAGAAACAAACCGUUUCCAGUUCGAGCCAAAAUAGAGUACUACCACAACACGCUUUCGGUUAUGUUUCACAAUGGAAUGUCAAACAACGAACAAGAUUACGAAAUGUGUUUCAGGGUCGAAAAUGUCGUAUUGCCAAAGUAUGGAUACUUUGGUGUCACUGCUGCAACUGGUGGUCUUGCUGAUGAUCACGAUGCCCUUAAAUUCCUCACUUACAAUUUGCAAAGCUCUGACUCCACCGGUACAAACGAACCUCAUAUUCCUGAAGAUGAACGUGCGAAGCUCUCACAAGAAUUCCAGGAUUAUCAAGAUAAACUACAGAAGCAGAAAGACGAAUACCGACAGGCUCAUCCAGAUGAGGCUGAUACUGGCAAAAUGGAAAAUCCAGAGGAAUGGUUUGAAACUGAUAACCAGCGCGAGUUAGGACAAAUUUUCGCUGGACAGAGCAAAAUGUUUGAUGCUUUGCGGGAUAUUCAGCGCAAAAUGGACGACCUUGUUGGACGUCAAGAACGGACACUCAGCCUGAUGUCAGCCAUUCAAACUAACCAAGUUGGCGGAGUCGCGCAACCUAGUGUAACAGGUCAAGUUCCAGGUGGCGACGUUCUUCGGCGCCACGAAGUCGAUACAGCUCUCGCAAAUCAGCGUGAAAUCGUUGGUGCAGCUCGAGAAAUCAAGGCAUACGUCACCGAAAUCCAUCAACGAACUGCCACCAUCGUUCAGAAUCAGGGUAAACAGGUGGGCGGGUCUGCACAGCCCAUCGGUUACGAUCACGUUCAGAAUAGUUUGAAUGAAGUCAAAGAGGGACUAAAUUUAAUUAAACGAGAUAUUAGUGUAACAGCUCAGCGCCUGGCCGCACAACCUGUCACUUCCUGCCCUACAGCGCAACCAUGUCUCAGUACUACCAUCUUUGCUGUCUUUAUGGUCAUUCAGAUGGUUAUCAUGAUCGGAUAUUUCAUCUACAGGGAUACAAAGGAAGCGCAAGCUAAGAAAUUUUAUUAGGAAUGCAGAGUAUCGAUUUCCAUUUGUUACAAAAAUAACAGAAGAAUUUUAUGUGGAGACCAAAAGUGUUGAGGAGGUAGUGGAUUUUCCCUGCUUGUGAAACUGAGUGAUUGGAAUCCGGCGAAACUACAUACUAAUAUUUUUUUAUCAUUUUUUUUUUUUAAGAAUACCUCAAUGCAUAAUUUGAGUUUGGUGCAUGAAUGCAAAAUAAGUGGCAAUUUGAUUGACUUAAAAAUAACAUCACGGGGUAAUGCACGACAUGAUUAAUGUAUAGUUAAUCUGGAUGUCGUUAUCCGUCUUGUUUAAUGCAAUUUUUUUUAUUUCAUCGUGCAGAAGGAAAUUAUUUUUUGAAUGGUUUCAUUUUGUGAUGAAUGUGUUUUAUACAGCGUAGUGAAUGGAUGUGAUUCUGCCUAAAAGGCGAAUAUUUUCUGCCCCCCCCCCCAUUUUCGUGUUAUUUUUCAUAUAGCUGCGGAAUGUUCAUGGUACACAUUCCACCUUCACAACUUUUCACGCCGGGAUUUUGAAAGCAAAACGUAUCAGAGAGAAAUACACUGCCUUCGGUACCACA